Messenger RNA from Alosa alosa (allis shad), 3052 nucleotides. RefSeq names its product procollagen-lysine, 2-oxoglutarate 5-dioxygenase 1a (gene plod1a). Gene Ontology annotation, molecular function: iron ion binding; procollagen-lysine 5-dioxygenase activity; L-ascorbic acid binding. Bases 142 to 2349 code for a protein of 735 amino acids. Gene Ontology annotation, cellular component: endoplasmic reticulum. Lineage: Eukaryota; Metazoa; Chordata; Actinopteri; Clupeiformes; Clupeidae. The transcript has 19 exons. Gene Ontology annotation, biological process: peptidyl-lysine hydroxylation. The record is from RefSeq and is a predicted model, not a curated record.
GGGUGGGGAUAGGGAACGGGCUAUAGGAGCCGAGGCUAAGCAGUCUUUCUCAAAGCAACUCUGUUAACUUCUCUGUUUUGUGAGGGCCAUUAUCCCUCCACUCAAAAACCGCAUAGCUCUAGAUAGUGACAACUAGGCAAUAUGAAAUCCGUUGUAUUUAUGUUUUUAUGUACGACCUCGUUGUUAGUAUGCCUACUGUUUGCGACAGUAUGUUGUGAGAAAAAGGAUUCAGUUCCCGAAGGCAAUCUCAUAGUUUUGACUGUUGCUACUGAAGAAACAGAUGGCUUUCAACGUUUCAUGAGAUCAGCUCGACAUUUCAAUUACACUGUCAAGGUGCUAGGUAAAGGGGAGAAAUGGAAUGGUGGAGGCUACAAGACCGUCCCAGGUGGAGGUCAGAAGGUGCGCCUCCUCAAAGCUGCCCUGGAGGAGGUGACGGAGGAGGACAAGGUCAUCCUCUUUACUGACAGCUAUGACGUGGUGUUUGCCUCUGGGCCGAAGGAGCUGCUGAAGAAGUUCCAGCAAGCUAAGCAUAAGGUGGUCUUCUCCUCAGAGACUCUGAUCUGGCCCGACCGACACCUGGAGGACAAGCACCCCUACCCCAGAGAGGGCAACAGGUUCCUGGGCUCAGGAGGUGUCAUUGGCUAUGCUUCUAACCUAAAAGAGCUGGUGGCCAGCUGGACUGGGAAGGACAAUGAGAGCGAUCAGCUCUUCUUUACCAGGAUUUACAUCAACCCAGAGAAAAGGAAAUCCAUAAAUAUAACUCUGGACAACAAAUGCAGACUGUUUCAAAAUCUCAACGGUGCACUGGAUGAAGUUGUGCUGAAGUUUGAGGAUGGACAAGUCAGGGCCAGAAAUGUGCUCUAUGACACCCUGCCCGUUAUGAUCCAUGGCAACGGACCCACCAAGCUCCAGAUUAACUAUCUGGGCAACUACAUCCCCAACCUGUGGACGUUUGAGACGGGCUGCACCGUGUGCAGUGAGGACUUGCGCCCGCUCACAGGCCUGAAGGAGACGGAGUAUCCGCUGGUGGUGGUGGGCAUCUUCAUCCAGCAACCCACGCCCUUCGUCUCUGUCUUCUUUGAGCGCCUGCUGAAGCUCAAGUACCCCAAGAACAGACUCCGACUCUUCAUCUUCAACCAGGAGAGUCAUCAUGAGAACCAGGUGGUCAGCUUUGUGAAGGAGCAUGGAACGGAAUACCAGGCAGUGAAGCUGAUUGGCCCUGAGGAGGGUGUGCAUGUCACAGAGGCCCGUAACAUGGGCUUUGCGGAGUGCCGAGAGGACAUUGACUGUGAAUACUUCUUCAGUGUGGACAUUGAGGUGGUCCUAAAGAACGAGGACACUCUCAGGACCCUUAUCGAGCUCAACAAGCCCCUGAUCGCUCCCAUGAUGACCAAGCCUGGGAAACUCUGGACCAACUUCUGGGGGGCCCUGAGUGCCGACGGGUACUACGCCAGAUCCGAGGACUACGUGGACAUUGUGCAGGCACGCCGAAUUGGGAUCUGGAAUGUUCCGUAUGUGUCGCACGUGUUCCUGGUGAAGGCCAGCGUUCUGAGGGACGAGCUGAAAGCUGAGGACCUCUUCCGCUCUGAAACCCUGGACCCCGACAUGGCGUUCUGCCGCCACGCACGAGACCAGGGAAUGUUCAUGUAUGUCACAAACCUGCACACCUACGGACGAGUUCUGUCGACGGAAAACUACCAGACGAACCAUUUGCACAACGACCUCUGGCAGAUCUUCGAGAACCCUGUGGACUGGCAAGAGCGCUACAUUCAUCAAAACUACACCCGCAUAAUGAAGGACAAAUUAAUAGAAACUCCCUGCCCGGAUGUGUACUGGUUUCCCAUCUUUUCAGAGGUGGGGUGCGAUCACAUCGUGCAAGAAAUGGAGCACUUUGGGCAGUGGUCUGGUGGCGGCAACAAGGACACCCGUAUCCAAGGGGGUUACGAGAACGUGCCCACCAUAGACAUCCAUAUGAACCAGGUGGGCUAUGAGAAAGAGUGGCAUAAAUUCCUGCUGGACUUCAUAGCGCCCAUCACAGAGAAGAUGUACCCAGGCUACUACACAAGGUGCACCUCGUACCUCAACUUUGUAGUGCGAUACAAACCAGACGAGCAGCCUAAGCUCGAGCCACAUCACGACGCCUCUACUUUUACUAUUAACAUAGCUCUCAACAGCAAAGACAUUGACUACCAGGGGGGAGGAUGUCGGUUCCUGAGGUAUAACUGCUCCAUCCAGGCACCGCGCAAAGGCUGGGCCCUCAUGCACCCCGGCCGGCUCACUCACUACCACGAGGGGCUGCCCACCACGGGAGGCGUCCGCUACAUCGCCGUGUCUUUCGUUGACCCCUGAGCACCUCCACUGCCCCCAUACCGCGCCGGUGGCUUCUGCUCCUCUGGUACUGUUUUAUCCUCUGUACACUCCAGUGGGGCGUUUUUGUUUGUUGUCAAAUUUUCAGGGGAGUCUAGUAUGAGUGCUUUAAAAGAUCAUUUCCGAACGCUGAAAGUGAUGUACUUUAGAGAUGGUGCCUUACGCUAGAAAACCUGAAUGUGUGUGAGUUUUUUGUAAAUUUGUAUACAAUGAACAAAGUUUUAUACAGAGAGGAUUGAUUAAAUCCCUUUGGCAACUGAAUCUGUGAACUCAGGCAUAUUGGACACUGCUACACACUACUACAGUUGAAUUGAAGCAAAUUGGUGUAUUCUAAUAAAGUUUUGUAACGCCACACCUAUUUAUUAGCAUGUGUAUUUGACUCUGUUAAGGGAAAUUAUUCCAAAGACAUAACUGAGAUAUUUGGAAUGUGCAAUAUUUGAAGAACGGGAUUUGAUGCACAUCUUGAAUUGGUUUUACACAUGUGCAUUGACCAUCCAAACCAGUUGCAUCACCAUUUUUGUUUUGAUUUAUAAUAAAAAAAUAAUAAAAAAGUAACAAACAAGCAGAGCCAGUCUGUAUACUUUACGACAUGUAGAAAAUAUUCUUCCUAUUUCUGUGAUAUAGGACAACGUUUUUGUUAUUUUUAAAGGCAUACUGGCACAGCCUUGAUUAAAUAAAUAAGUUA